Messenger RNA from Phaethon lepturus (White-tailed tropicbird), 3624 nucleotides. RefSeq names its product tetratricopeptide repeat domain 6 (gene TTC6). Lineage: Eukaryota; Metazoa; Chordata; Aves; Phaethontiformes; Phaethontidae. The record is from RefSeq and is a predicted model, not a curated record. The transcript has 22 exons. The annotation marks the transcript as partial. Gene Ontology annotation, molecular function: protein binding.
AGCAAUGUUAUUGAGGAUGUUGUAUUUGAAGAAUUUUUCACUGAUCAUGAAGAAGAGUUAGAAGCUGAGCAAGAUGAUCAUGAUUUCUAUGAUUAUGGACUGACCAAAAGUUUACUGAGAAGAUGCCAAUCCUUGCCUGAUUUUUCUGACAGUGAGAGCUCAGAGACAAUUUUGAUUAAAAGAUCAGUCUCAGCUCUGGAGAUGACUGCUUUCAAAGAUGAAACUACGUUAAAUAUGUCAGCUAAUUUCAAAACCAGCAUGAAAGAGUUGAAGGUUAUGAAGCAACAGAUAGCUGAGCCAGAAGUUGAGACAGAGAUCGGGGAAAGCUCCCCUGCCAAGCAUCUAUUGAAUCAAAUCUGUGAUGAUCCUCUGUCAAUGCAGACAGACAUACCAGUAGAGAAAAUGACUACUUUGACUGGACAAGAGGAUAGUGUGAAUGACAUUGUUCUUAUGGAGAGACCUCAAAAGGCUGGGAUUAAAUACACUGUUUUCCCAAGAAGAAAGAAAACAAAGAAAUCAAAGAAAAUAAUAAACCCUAGAAAAUUAGAAGCUGUGAUUAAGAAAUUAAGUCAACCGCCAAAGAUUCUUAAAAGGUCUGUAUCUCUGGGAAGACUUCCUAGUCAUGAUAAAUUCAGUAUCAAGGUGUCUUCAGCAACCAAACAAUAUCAGAGCCCCAGCAUCCCUUGCUUGUUAGAUUUUGAAAAGUUUGCAGAAGUGAGGGGUGGAAUUCCAAAAGAAACUUCUGCUCGCAUGUGGGUCAGUGGAAUAUGGAACUGCUGGUUUGAUGAAACUUUCCCUCCUAGUGGGACUGCUGCUGAGAAGGAUGUUGAAUUACUAAAAGGAACUGAGACAAUGGACUCUGAAGAAGUAAAUCUACAAAUCGAACUAGUUGACUUAAUACAGCCUGUUCUUCUUGAAGGUGCAACAGUUAGUAUUGGAGAUUUAGAAAAAGAAGUAAGACGACUGACUGAGCUAAUAAAAACAGAAGAGCAUCCUUCAGCUUUUCACUACUGCAGGCGUGGAGCAAUACAAAGAAAGUUAGGCAAGUUAAAGUCAGCUAUGGAUGACUUGGAAAAAGCUAUAAGCUUAGAACCACUACUGCUUAAUGCUUACUGGCAUAGGCAUUUGAUUUACCUCUUUCAAGAUAGAAUUUCUGCUGCUUUGGCUGACCUGAAUUUUAUAACUAAAUGGAGCAAAAAUAAAGCUGAUACAUACCUGUCAAUGGCUGAAAUUUACAGGAAACAAGGUGAUAAUGCGCUGGCAAUCAUCAAUUAUAGCUCUGCCAUACAAUGCAGCCCUACAGAUGAUGACAUUUACUUUAGGAGAGCUGAGCUGUAUUUUGAGGGAAAUCAGCUGUUACUGGCCAUGGAUGAUUACGCAAAAUGUUUUCAGUAUAACCCAAAAAGAACAGAUGCCCUUAUGAAACAUGGAAUACAUUUCUUUGACCAUUCGGUUUUGACUACAGCUAUUCAGGAUUUUACAGCUGUGAUCAAGGAAGACCCCAGCGAUGCUCAGGCGAGCUCUGUCAUCUUUGCUUACCUAAAUAUUGGUUUGAUACUGCUGUUGCAUCUCAAUCGAUACGAUGAAGCUAUUCGACAGUUUACUAAUGCCAUUGCAAUUGAUCCUCUCAAUGUUCGAGCCUAUGUAUGCAGAGCAGAAGCAUAUCAUAAGAUUCAUAAUUUGCCAAAUGCUGUGAAGGAUAUAAACCGAGCUAUUCAUCUUUAUCCAAAUAUAUCACAGCUUUGCAUAUUAAGGGGACAGUAUUUGAUGGAGUUGAAGAAAUAUGAGCUGGCAAGUUUAUGUAUUCACCAACUUGCAGAAAUGGAUGAAGAAUGCUUUCCAUCUCAGCCUGUUCAGCAAGCACUCAUUCAGUCAUUUUGUCAAAAUCACAAUAAGGCCAUAGAGUGCUUAUGUGAAGCUACUGCAACUCAACCUGAGCCUUCAAUGUUUGUUAUUUUAGGAAAAAUACAAAUGAAAGCCAAGAAGACUAAGGAUGCUGUGAGAAGUUUUGAAAAAGCUAUGAAGCUCCUGAUGACCUCAGCAAAAAUCCUCCCUAAUACAUUUGAGGCUGCUGAAAUGUAUUAUCUCACAGGCCUGUGUUACAUGGAGCAAAAAAGUUUGUUACAGGCCCAUGAUGCUUUUAGUAUGGCUAUCAGACUACAUUCAAGUUACCCUGAUGCUUUUUAUCAGCGAGGACUGUGUAGGAUGCAGCUCAGACAAGCUACGUGCAUCCGAGACUUCAAUCAAGCACUUGCUCUCUGUCCGUCACAUUUCCAGGCAUAUAUGAGUCGUGCUGCUUACUAUGGAAGUAAAGGUAGAUAUUCUAAGGCAAUUCUGAAUUGCAAUGAGGCAAUCAAAAUUAUUCCUAACAGUGUGCGAGCUUAUUUUUACCGAGGAACUUUAAAGUAUCAAAAUAAGACAUUUAAAGCUGCAAUUGAAGAUCUUUCAAAAGCUAUCGACCUCAACAAAACCUGUAUUUUGGCAUAUUAUAACAGAGCUGUCUGCUAUCAUCAAAUAAAGGACUUCAGAAAGGCUUUGAAAGAUUAUGGAAUUAUUCUUCUGCUUGAAUUGAGUAAGGAAAUAGCUUUCAAAGUGUUAAUUAAUCGUGGACUACUCUAUGUGGAACUUGGUGAUUAUGCUAAUGCAUGUGAGGACUUUAAAGAAGCAACAUUGCUUAGUCCAGACGACAGCCAGAUCUUUCAAGCUAUUGGAAUCUGCUAUCAUAGACUUAAUGAGUUUGAAGAAGCUGUAAGAUCAUUUGACCAGGUUCUCAAACUAAAUCCUGUUUCUGUGGAUGCCUAUGUUGGAAGAGGAAAUUCAUACAUGGAAAAUGGUCGUGAGGCUGGUUGUAAACAAGCACAGAAAGAUUUCCUGAGAGCAAUUCACCUGAAUCCAAAGUCCAUAAAAGCCAGAAUUUGCUUAGGAUACAACUUGCAGGCCCUUGGAAAGCUUCAGAGAGCAUGGAGACAAUUUACAGUUGCCAUUUGCAUUGAUCCAAAAUGCCAUGCUGCAUAUGAUGGACGAGCUUCAGUCUGUCUUCAAAUGGGUGAAACUUUUGCUGCAUUUCAAGAUACAAAUGCUGCACUAAAGCUCACUACCACGGCUCCGCUGCUAACCAAUCGCGGUGUCAUCAAUCAGUUAAUGGGAUAUCUACCCUGUGCCAUGAUGGACUAUCAACGAGCAAUUUCUGUUGAUCCAAACUAUGCAUUAGCCUACUUCAAUGCAGCAAAUAUCUACUUCCAUAAUCGACAGUUUUCACAGGCCUAUUGCUAUUAUUCCAAGGUAUUACAACUUGACCCAAAAAAUGAAUCUGCUGUUAUGAAUCGUGCUAUUACAAAUACAUUACUAAACAAUAUUGAAGAAGCAAAAGAAGACUUUGAGAAGGCAAUUUGUCUCUGCCCAUUCUCUGCAGCAGUGUAUUUUAACAGGGCAAAUUUCUAUAAUGGAUUGAAGCAAUAUGAACUAGCUGAGAAAGACAUUUCAACAGCAUUGUCAAUUCAGCCUAAUGAUGCCCUGAUGUAUAAAUUUAGAGCUGAUAUUCGUGGUAAAUUGGGUUUCAAUAAAGAGGCUAUAGAAGACUAUAAACAAGCAAUCAGCUUUCAAGAACAGAUUGAUUCCAUGUGA